Cyclocybe aegerita is the source of this 603-nucleotide messenger RNA. NCBI's taxonomy places the organism in Eukaryota, Fungi, Basidiomycota, Agaricomycetes, Agaricales, Hemipholiotaceae. The record is from the annotation of a GenBank genome assembly.
AUGAAAAAUUUCGACAUCGUUGCCAUCCUCUUCGUUCUCGCUUCUGCCAUCGUACCGUCACUGGCAGUCCCCCUUCCAUCUCUCGAUGCUGCAAGUUAUUUCGCUAUCGUGACCGAGCGUGAUGAUUUUGUCCUCGUCAGUGUCCUCGAAGCGUGUGCAAUAUCCGUAUCUGCUCAAGAUACCGUGACCUGGCUCAGUAAUGACGCCAACUCUGGUACCAUCAAUGCCAAACCUAUUUGCUUUUACAGCGGCCACACCGUCGUCAUGAACACCAAGAUCAAGAAGCUGGUCACAAUAACUGCUCACAGCAAGCUAAGCUCAUUCAUGAGCACCCACGGCAUUGACAACAUAGUACACACCGCCGGGCAUAGCAAGGACGCGAGGCAUUGGACUACUGUUGAUUGGGAAGCAGUUUCCAAAGCUCUCACGCAACACAUUACUGGCACAGUCAGAGUUCUCCUUGGGACUGCUGUCCCGGACAACUCAAUUUGGAGUAGAGCCGAGAAGCCUGCCCUCAUGAGUAAUGCCACUGUUCUGAUCGUAGAGCACUACCAGAUUGACACGAAGGAUGGUAUCAUUAAGAAGGCUAACAUUAAGGGUUGA